AAUCGCAGGAAAUUGCGUGAAAGUUUAAAUAUUUUUCAUUUGUUUUCUUGUGUUUUCUUGCUUAAAAACUUUUAUCACACAUAAAAAGGCUAGUAAUGCCGCAAGCAGUUAAAAUUACGCCGGAAGAACUGUUGAAACUUCGCGAUGAUUGUAUGGAACGACUACGCGAAGCAAAAAUCCAUGAGUUGCGUAAUGAUGCUAAGUUGCGAGCGGUAAAUACAACUCAAACUUACGACGAAUUCAAAGACAUUGUGGAUGCUGCACAUUUGCAACCGGUAAGUAAGCGGGAUAAAAUGAAUGCGAAAACGAAGAGUCGUUUGUGGAAUUCAGCAGCACGUGAAGAAUAGGCUGAACUCACACACUUGUAUACACGUGCUUAAGGACGUACUAUAGAUGCAAAAAUAUGUAUGUACAUAUCGUCACUUUAAUUCACAAAGUCCAUAACCAACACUUUUCGAAACUGCGUUUUUCACAGAUUUUUGUAAAAAGUUGUAAAAUUUUAGCAAAAAUUGUAAAGUGAUAGUACCAAAAACAACGCAGUUAGAUGCCACUUUUGAAAAAGCCCUACCUGUUUUUGAUACUCUUUUUUCAUAACCUUUUUUGCUUCUCCUGCAAAAGAAAAAAAUUUGUUAACUAGGGCCUUUGUGAAUUAAGGUAACGAUAUAUAAUAAUAAUAGUUUUUAAAUAAACUAACUUUAUAUGAUGAUGAAUUUUAUUUGGAGGUAUGGUCAUAUUGACGGAGGAAGUUGGUUCAUAGAUAAUAUCUAACGAAGUUUUAUUGAAAAAUUUGGCUACUUUUAUGGAAAUCAAAUUAGUUAUAACCAGGGACCUAUUUCAUAAA
Molecule: messenger RNA, 841 nt
Organism: Rhagoletis zephyria (snowberry fruit fly)
Lineage: Eukaryota; Metazoa; Arthropoda; Insecta; Diptera; Tephritidae
Product: coiled-coil domain-containing protein 103
Biological process (GO): determination of left/right symmetry; epithelial cilium movement involved in extracellular fluid movement; inner dynein arm assembly
Cellular component (GO): outer dynein arm
Source: RefSeq, a predicted model, not a curated record